AUGAUAAAGCUGAGGUGCUCCAAGAAGCUGUUCAGGAGGAGCUCCUCCAAGGGCAGCACCGCCGGCGGCAGCAGCAGCAGCAGCGACGGCGGGGAUGUCGGCAGCGGUGGCCGUGGCCGUGGGGAGAUUGAGUGGGAGGUGAGGCCCGGAGGGAUGCUGGUGCAGAAUAGGGAGGGGCGGUCGGACGUGGAGGUGAUCACCGUCAGGGUCGCCACAGGCUUCUCCUGGCAUGACGUCUCCAUCGGGGCUACCUGCAUUUUUGAGGAGCUGAAGGCGGUGCUGUCCAUGGUGACGGGGCUUGAGCCACGGGAGCAGAGGCUGCUGUUCAGUGGCAAGGAGAGGGAGGACGGCGACCACCUCCACAUGGUCGGCGUGAGGGACAUGGACAAAGUGCUGCUCCUCGAGGACCCUGCCCUCAAGGACAUGAAGCUCCGGGCCACGCUCGCGGCCCAGACCGCGCAGAGCCCAUACCGGCCUUUCAUCAAGGUGUAG
Messenger RNA from Miscanthus lutarioriparius, 492 nucleotides. The record is from the annotation of a GenBank genome assembly. Lineage: Eukaryota; Viridiplantae; Streptophyta; Magnoliopsida; Poales; Poaceae.